GACCGGGACCUGGCUCUCCUGUGCGACAGCAGGCAGGCAGGCAGAGCGGCGGCGCGGCAGUGGGAGGCUUUCUCGCAAGCGUAAGAGAAGCAGCGAUCAGGGGAGCAAUCCACGCACAUUUAUCACGGAGAGCAGAGGGAGGAGAGAGAGCGGGAGGGGGAGACGGAGGGAGGGAGGGGGGUGUCGCGGGACCAGAAGACACAGAUACUGAGGCGAGGCUGAGAUGGGGAUGCGAGACUGAGGCAGCUGAGGAGGGCGGGCGUGACUCCGGCCGCUGCUGAAAUUAGCCAGAAGACAGGACAGCGCGUCUGCAGCGGUUCAGCCUGGCUGGAUGCAGCGCGGCAGCUGAUUUAUCACUGGAGCGCUGGGUGGCAGCGUGUUUGCGUGUGCGGCUCGUAGAGAGAGAGAGAGAGAGAGAGGGAGAGAGAGCGAGUGAGAGAGAGAGAGAGAGCGCGCGCGUGUGCGUUUUUUAUGGGUCCUUGCCGCGCAUGGAGCGAUGGGAGCCAGCCAUUCCUCCAGUCAUAAAAUGACAUUCAGCAGGCAGGAGCUCUGUGCGCUGGGGAGGAAGUAGCAGCGGGAUCAGAGCGAGGAGGUAAGACAUCCCUUCAUGGCUCCAGUGUCUUCUGGGUAGCAAGGGUGCAGCGAAGGCACAGGAAGAUGUGAGGACGAGCCCGAGACCAACUGAUGGCAGGGAGAGUCGACAGAGCACAAGGAGUGACCUGGAGGUAGGGAGGAGGACGACAGAAGAGGGAGGAGGAAAGAGCAAGAGAGAGGGUGAUCAUGGCUGUCAGGGAGUGAGCUAUAGCAUAUGCUGUAGCGCCAAACAGAGUGGUGCGGCAGGGGGAGGACAGGCAUCACUGCACAAGUGAGGAGGAGAGGAGAGGGGGGGGGGUCCGAUAAGCACCUCUUCCCCGCCAGGUUGGGAAGCAGGACAGAAGAAAAGGAUCUCCCACGCACUGACAAGCAGCCAGGUCGACGGGUAGAGGUCAAAAAGGAGCUGGUGUGGGACACCGCUCGGAUGCUCUCCUGCUGCUCGGCGGGUCCACCAGAAAGCAGGCCGGUCCUGGAGGGAGAAGCGCCAGAGGAAGAGGAGUGGGCUCCUCCAGAAGUGUUUCGUCGGAGAACUCGGUCACCUUCCUGCCACCAUGGGGGAAUGGACCAUCCUGGAGAGGCUGCUGGAGGCGGCGGUGCAGCAGCACUCCACCAUGAUCGGGAGGUGGCCAGAAAAAGGAGACCAAAGGGAUGUUCGCGUUGCUCUGUUUCUGCUGGAUAUGAUCCUGCUGACGGUGGUGGUGAUCUUCCGCAUCCUGAUCGUGGGGAUUGUUGGCGAGAAGGUGUACGAGGAUGAGCAGAUCAUGUUCAUCUGCAACACCAUGCAGCCCGGCUGCAACCAGGCUUGCUACGACAAGGCCUUCCCCAUCUCGCACAUCCGUUUCUGGGUCUUCCAGAUCAUCCUGGUCUGCACGCCCAGCCUGUGCUUCAUCACCUACUCCGUGCACCAGUCGGCCAAGGCGCGGGACCGGAGCUACUCGCUGCUGCAUCCCUACAUGGAUCACCACGGCCACGGCCAUCACGGCCGCCACCACGACCAUCACGCUCGCAAGCUUCACUCGCGGAACAUCAACGGCAUCUUGGUGCACCCGGACAGCAGCAAGGAGGAUCACGACUGUCUGGAGGUCAAGGAGAUCCCCAACGGACCGCGGGGACUCCCCCAAACACACAAGAGCGCCAAAGUCCGCCGACAGGAGGGCAUCUCCCGCUUCUACGUCAUCCAGGUGGUCUUCCGCAACGCGCUGGAGAUCGGCUUCCUGGCCGGCCAGUACUUCCUCUACGGCUUCAACGUGCCCGGGAUGUUCGAGUGUGACCGCUACCCCUGCGUGAAGGAGGUGGAGUGCUACGUAUCCCGCCCCACGGAGAAGACCGUCUUCCUGGUCUUCAUGUUCGCCGUCAGCGGCAUCUGCGUGCUGCUCAACCUAGCGGAGCUCAACCACCUGGGCUGGAGGAAGAUCAAGACGGCCAUCCGCGGGGUGCAGGCCCGGAGGAAGUCCAUCUGCGAGGUGCGCAAGAAGGACGUCUCUCAUCUGUCCCAGACCCCCAACCUGGGCCGGACCCAGUCCAGCGAGUCGGCCUACGUCUGACAGAGGCUCCUCCGCCUGGGUGCUGCAGGACUCCUUCCACCGUGUCGGAGAGCUUCUCCGGGACCCUGAAGACUCGGGCACAAACUCACCACUGCGUUAUUAUUCAGGAGCACAGGUAGACUUUGUGUGAUCGCGGUGAAGCAUCGAUUCACAAAGCGUCCCGAACACUUCAAGAGCGAUGAAUCAUCCUCUUCUAAAGACGACUGUGUCGCUGGAUCAAAGCUUUCGCCUCCAGCUUUCACAAAGGAGACUUCUCCUCCGCCUAGGUGACACUGGGUGCCUUUAAACAAGCCAACAGAGAAACACUCAGCAAGUACGAGUUCUAUACUGCUGUCCAAGUAGAGCGAGAAGUCGCGAGAAGACCUUCAUUGUUUGCCUUUGCUGUAGAAAAUAAUCCCUCUUUUCUUAUCACCAGUGCAUAUGCAAGCUUCAGCGUGUGCAUGCAUACGCAUGUGUGCCAGGAAAAAAGCCAAUCUUUGACGGGAGUCGGAAAAUUGAAUCCGCACCGAGAGAGCGAGAGAGCGAAUCACGAGGCUCGCUCUCCUGCAAAAGCACCUUCAGAGUAACCUCCAUCCAGCUGCGUGUUCACGUGACCCUUUGUCGCACAGACGACAGCAGAUCGCUUGUAGCAGAAGUCGUGUCCAACAGUGAUGACGUCAUCACCUCAACACAUUAUGGCUUGUCCUUUAUGAUUCUUUUGCCCCCUUACUGACCUAGCGUCACCCCCCCCCCGAUGAUGUCAUCGCGCCGAACUCUGACACUUCAGGCGCCCGAGGUUUUCGCCUUCUGGGCUGCAACGACUGCUGACGUGAUCGAAGCGAAACACAAUUUGCAUCACAAACCAACACUGUGUUGUGACCCGAGUGCCUGCGAGGCAUCCUGUUUACGGUCAGAACCCGCUCCAGUCGGUCACCUUUCUACGUGUCGCUGCUCUCUACGGGUACGCAAGGACUUCCUCGCCGUUUUUCAGUGUCGUCACAAGCGUUUUUCACUCAACGAUCUGGUGCCAUAUUUCCAAGGUACUGUACAUAGAUGACACGUAGCCUUCCCCCUGUAGACGGGCCUCACUUGUACUUGGCAACAGGGGCGAUCAUGACGAUCCAUCGUAGAUUAUGCAGCUUUAACAACAUGUAUUAUUAACGUGCUCUUUGUUAGCCUUCGCCCCCUGAUGGAGACUGUUCGUUGCAGGAAGUGUUUCCCCUCUUACGGACUGAAUAAGGCAUGUUACCGAAGCAUUACUAGAAUGGAUAGAUAAUGAUAUGUACCUUUAAAGAGUUUCAUUUAUUUGCAUCCUGCUCCUGUGAAAUGUACUACUCAGCAUGCAUGACGAUGAAAAUAUAGAGAAAUGAAACCAGUCUCCCACUGGGGGACCCUGAGAGACCAGACCCAGGAGGCUCCAGAACUGCAGCAAUAAUAAUAAUAAUAUGAAUAAUAUGAAUAAUAUAUAGAGUAUGUGAAGAGAAAUGUAAAUAAAUUAUUAUGCAAA
Molecule: messenger RNA, 3624 nt
Organism: Synchiropus splendidus (mandarinfish)
Lineage: Eukaryota; Metazoa; Chordata; Actinopteri; Syngnathiformes; Callionymidae
Product: gap junction delta-2 protein-like
Exons: 3
Coding region: 1146-2138 (330 amino acids)
Biological process (GO): cell communication
Cellular component (GO): connexin complex
Source: RefSeq, a predicted model, not a curated record